AAAUGGCUGCUGUGGGUGGCCAGUGUAAAGAAAAUAUUUUGUUGUCCUUCCUUGAAAAGGAAAAAAUCCCCACGGCAGAACCUUGUGGAAGACGCCAUUUUGAGCAGCUCCACAGCGCAGAAAUCCAACAGGGAGGAAAAUCCCCAGAGAUCCCACAGGAGGAGGGGCUGCAAACCCAGCCCAGGGUGCUCUGAGGAGGAAAGACCCACCCUGUGCCAGGAAGGUGGGCAGAGCUCCAGCCAGAGCUCGGAGCUGGUGGUCCAUGAGCAGCUCCAUGAUGGGGAGAAGCCCCACAAGUGCUUGGAGUGUGGGAAGAGCUUCAGGCGGAGCAACAGCCUGAUCUGCCACCAGAUGAUCCACACCAGGGAAUGGCCCUAUGAGUGUGGGGAGUGUGGGAAGGGCUUCAUCUGCAGCUCUGCACUUGUCGUCCACCAACGCAUCCACACUGGGGAGAGACCCUACGAGUGUGGGGAAUGUGGGAAGAGCUUCAGCCGAAGGUCCUACUUGAUCCGCCACCAGAUCAUCCACACUGGGGAAAGGCCACACAAAUGUGGGGAAUGUGGGAAGAGCUUCAGCCAGAGGUCCAAACUGAUCAUCCACCAAAUGGUCCACACAGGGGAGAGGCCCUAUGAGUGUCCCCAGUGUCUGAAGAGGUUUCACACCAGCUCCACUCUCCUCCUGCACCAGCAGAUUCACACAGAUGAGAGGCCCUUCCUCUGCCCUGACUGCAGGAAGGGUUUCAAGCACAGCUCCACCCGCGUCAAGCACCAGCGCAUCCACACCGGGGAGAGGCCCUAUGAGUGUGGGGAAUGUGGGAUGAGCUUCAGCCAGAGCUCAAGCCUGAUCUACCAUCAGGGGACCCACACUGGGGAAAGGCCCUACGAGUGUCCCCAGUGUCUGAAGAGGUUUCACACCAGCUCCCAUCUCCUCCUGCACCAGCGGAUUCACACCGAGGAGAGGCCCUACCUCUGCUCGGACUGCGAGAAGGGCUUCAAGCGCAACUCCCACCUCAUCAGGCACCGGCGCAUCCACACUGGGGAGAGGCCCUACGAGUGUCCCCAGUGUGGGAAGAGCUUCUCCAGCAGCUCUGCCUUGACCCGACACCAGCAGACUCACCGGUAAGGGAAGCCCUGCAAGUGCCCCAACGGCAGGAAGAGCUUUGUGCACUGCUCCAACUCCAUCCCCCAUGGGAGGACCCACGUUGGUCAGAGCCCCGGUGACCCACAUUCCCUGUGAUCCAUGUUGGGAAGACACCUGGCUGGUUAUCCUUUUGGUAUGGCCCUAAUAUUCAUCUGAUCUAUCUUCAUCCCUUAAAAACACCUGAAAUAGGACCAAAAAGAAAGAAAUUUGUCAGAGAUGUCUUAAGUCUCAGCAUUACACAGCUAAUUGAGGGGGAAUUUAUGUUUGGGGAUAUAGUAUGGAAGAUUUGUUGGUCCUUGGGGGAUUUUGGGCAGUGUUCUUCAUCUAUCUGCAUUCCAAACAACAAACAACAGUCCCACUGAAAACAAUGCAAUCUUACCCCAAAAUAGUCUCAAUCCCAUCUAAAAAUGGCUUGUUCUAACCUCAAAAAACCUCAAUCCCAUGCCAAAAUUACUCAAUUCCUUAGCCUCUAGUGUGAGAUGGGGUUAGAAUAAGACUGGGAGAAGUGGGAUCCAAAUUUGGAGCAGUGGGAUUGGGGUUCUGUGGGACUGGGUGGGUGGGAUGUAUUUUAGCAGUAAAUAAAACUUUCAGAAUUAUUGAUUCCUGUCCCAUUCAUUUUCCAUCAGUUCUGGUUUGUUUUCCCGAGUGCCACCUUCUCAGCUGAUUGUGUUUGUGUCCUCUUUUCUCUCCUGCCUCUCUGUGCCUGCUCUGUUUCUCUCUCAGUGUCUCCCUUGAGCCAGGGCAGCUCCCACCAAAGGCCCUGCCCUGAUUUCAUUCCCAAUCCAGGAGCUACAACCACCAUGGGUGAAGUUAUGAAGGCUGGCAGUGAAAUGUCACUGUAGGAUCUUGCUCCACUUGGCUUUUGUCUCUUCCAUAAGAGCUUUGCCUUCAAGGGCAGGAAGAUCUUUUCCUGGCUGGGAACUGGAAUUCCAGCCCCUGGGAGCAUGUGCCAUGGAUGCCAGAGGGGCAUUCCUGAGGCUCCCAGGGUGCUGCUCCUGCCGUGCCUCCCAAGGAGCUGUGCAGGGCCCGGGGACAAGGUGCAGCAGCUGUGUUGGUUCUGCAGUGCCACAAGGGCCCCUGGUUCCAUGAGUUUCCACACUGCCAGCAGCGGUUCCUGGGUUCCCAUGGUGCCCUGCUGUGUCACCAUGGAUAUUUGGUGGCAUGAAGUUCCUCAGUGUCACAAUG
Messenger RNA from Vidua chalybeata, 2325 nucleotides. Its product is annotated as zinc finger protein 239-like. Gene Ontology annotation, molecular function: DNA-binding transcription factor activity, RNA polymerase II-specific; RNA polymerase II transcription regulatory region sequence-specific DNA binding. Lineage: Eukaryota; Metazoa; Chordata; Aves; Passeriformes; Viduidae. The transcript has a single exon. Gene Ontology annotation, cellular component: nucleus. Gene Ontology annotation, biological process: regulation of transcription by RNA polymerase II. The annotation marks the transcript as partial. The record is from RefSeq and is a predicted model, not a curated record.